GCCUGCAGCUGGGGAAUCCGCUGGCGGGGAGAAUCCGUGCCAGGGAAUCCAGCUCUCCGGACUCAAGCUGCAAACAAAAAGCUCAGGUCUUGCUCCCUCCCUCCACGGCCCCCCCGCCCCCGACGCGCACCCGGAGAAAGUUCUGCAAAAAUGCAACAAGUAGCACCCGGAGCUCGCGGAGCGCCCUGCGCCGCCUGACUUGGCCAGGCAAAGCCCGCCUGCAGAGACCCGGGCCAGCCACCGGACAAAGGGCGGAGGAGGGGCUGGACGGCGCUGCUAAGUCCGAAAGAGGCCAUUUAGCGACUCUGGCCAGGCCAAGGGGAAUGCAGAGGAGACACAGAGCCGGCGGGCCAAGAGGACGAUCGGGCCGCAGAACGCAGGGCGGGCGGCGAUGGAGGCUGCCCGCGCCUUGCGCUUCCUGCUCGUGGUGUGCGGCUGCCUUGCGCUCCCGCCGCGGGCCCAGCCGGUGUGUCCGGAGCGCUGCGACUGCCAGCACCCCCAGCACCUCCUGUGCACCAACAGGGGGCUCCGCGCCGUGCCCAAGACCAGCUCGCUGCCGAGCCCGCAGGACGUGCUCACCUACAGCCUCGGCGGCAACUUCAUAACCAACAUCACGGCCUUCGACUUCCACCGCCUGGGGCAGCUCAGACGGCUGGACCUGCAGUACAACCAGAUCCGUUCUCUGCACCCCAAGACCUUCGAGAAGCUCUCGCGGCUGGAGGAGCUCUACCUGGGCAACAACCUCCUGCAGGCGCUCGCCCCGGGCACGCUGGCGCCGCUGCGCAAGCUGCGCAUCCUCUACGCCAACGGGAACGAGAUCAGCCGCCUCAGCCGAGGCUCCUUCGAGGGACUGGAGAGCCUGGUCAAGCUGCGGCUGGACGGGAACGCCCUGGGGGCGCUGCCGGACGCCGUCUUUGCCCCCUUGGGUAACUUGCUCUACCUACAUCUGGAGUCCAACCGGAUCCGUUUUCUGGGCAAGAACGCCUUCGCCCAUCUGGGGAAGCUGCGCUUCCUCAACCUCUCUGCCAACGAGCUGCAGCCCUCCCUACGCCACGCGGCCACCUUCGCACCGCUGCGCUCUCUCUCCACCCUCAUCCUCUCGGCCAACAGCCUGCAGCACCUCGGGCCGCGCGUCUUCCAGCACCUGCCGCGCCUUGGCCUACUCUCGCUCAGGGGCAACCAGCUCACGCACCUCGCGCCCGAGGCUUUUUGGGGGUUGGAGGCCUUGCGCGAGCUGCGCCUGGAGGGCAAUCGGCUAAGCCAGCUGCCCGUGGCGCUGCUGGAGCCUCUGCACAGCCUGGAGGCGCUGGACCUGAGCGGCAAUGAGCUGUCCGCUCUGCACCCCACUAUCUUUGGCCACCUGGGCCGGCUGCGCGAGCUCAGCUUGCGCGACAAUGCGCUCAGUGCCCUCUCCGGGGACAUCUUCGCCUCCAGCCCAGCCCUCUAUCGGUUGGAUCUAGACGGCAACGGCUGGACCUGCGACUGCCGGCUGAGGGACCUGAAGCGCUGGAUGGGUGACUGGCACUCGCAGGGCCGGCUCCUCACCGUCUUCGUGCAGUGUCGCCACCCUCCGGCCCUGCGGGGCAAGUACCUGGAUUACCUGGAUGACCAGCAACUGCAGAACGGGUCUUGCACAGAUCCCUCACCUUCGGUUUCCCCGACUGCCGAGAGCAAGCGGCAUGCCCUACCCACAGCCCUGGGGGAGGAGGUGGCGCCCCCUGCAGGUGCCCUCGUGGAGCAGCCGCCGCCGCAGCCACAGCCACAGCAAAGGGGUCGAUUUCUGCCAGGGGUGACCUGGGAUGGGGCCGCCAGGGAGCUUUUGAGUAACCGCAGCGCCCUAAGGCUGAGCCGGCGGGGCCCGGGCCUCCAGCAGCCGAGCUCCAACGCCGCUGCUGCCGCGGGCCCGGCGCCACACCCCCUGGACCUCCUCGAGAAGCCUGAGCGGGGACGUCCGACUCCGUCGGAUCCAGCCCACACGGAGCCCACCCCGACGGCCACGCUGGGCUCUGCGCCAGCCGGCGACCCCUGGCAGCGCGCGGCGAAGCAGCACCUGGCUGCGCAGCAGCAGGAGAGCACCGCCCAGUCCGACGGCGGGGUCGGCCUGCCGCCGCUGGUAUCCGACCCGUGUGACUUCAACAAGUUCAUCCUGUGCAACCUGACCGUGGAAGCGGUGGGCGCCAACAGCGCCGCGGUGCGCUGGGCGGUGCGCGAGCACCGCAGUCCCCGGACGCUGGGCGGCGCGCGCUUCCGCCUACUCUUCGACCGCUUUGGCCAGCAGCCUAAAUUCCACCGCUUCGUCUACCUGCCUGAGCGCAGCGACUCGGCCACGCUUCGCGAGCUGCGGGCAGACACUCCCUACCUGGUGUGCGUGGAGGGCGUGCUAGGCGGCCGGGUCUGCCCGGUGGCUCCCCGGGACCACUGCGCGGGGCUGGUCACCCUGCCGGAGCCUGGGAGCCAGAGCAGCGUCGACUACCAACUGCUGACCUUGGCCCUGCUGGCCGUCAACGCACUGCUGGUACUCCUGGCCUUGGCGGCCUGGGCGUCGCGCUGGCUGCGUAGGAAGCUGCGGGCCAGGCGGAAGGGCGGGGCCCCCGUCCACGUUCGCCACAUGUACUCUACCCGACGGCCCCUGCGCUCCAUGGGCACCGGCGUGUCUGCAGACUUCUCUGGCUUCCAGUCGCACCGGCCGCGCACCACCGUGUGCGCACUCAGCGAGGCGGACCUCAUCGAGUUCCCGUGCGACCGCUUCAUGGACAGCGGGGGCGGCGGCGCGGGCGGCAGCCUGAGGCGGGAGGACCAUCUCCUGCAGCGAUUUGCCGACUAGAGCCUGGCGAGCUUAAAGUAGAGUUCCUGGAUACCUGCUUAUUAACGAGUGCUGCAAGGCAGCUAUUCAACCUUUCCCACUGAGACACACAUGCCAGACUGUUCACUGACAUCACCCAGACCUUCCUCUUCUGUCUGCAGCGGGUGGCGGCUGCCCGGUUCCGUUCCAGAAAUUUCCGCCGCCUCUCGUCAGGAUCCUCAUCCACCACCCUUCGCCGGCGCCCCCCUGUGGGCUGAGGCGGCUGUAUCGUCUGGGUGGCCUGCAUCUGUUGUGUCGCUGGUGAAACCUGCUGGGAAAGAGAGGGGGGAGGGGGUGAUGGGGAGAGAGGAGGAACGGCUGGGUAAGGUGUUGAAAUGCAAAACACAGGGAGUCGCUUGUUUUAGUUAGCACGUUACACUUGUUUUCUAAGAAUGAAGUCAACAAUGAGAUCACGCUCAUGAGAAGGAAAAGCAUCACCCCCGCUAUCUUCUGUGAUAUUUUGGCAAAAGAUACAGGGAUGAUCUGCGAAAAGAGAGUCAAGUAGGUUUUUUCCCCCUGACUGGCAUUUGGCUGAAUCACGAUAGAAGAAACUUUUUUUUCUCCUCAGAUGUUAAAAAUAUUUUAAGGUGCCUUGUAAAAUCUCAAAGUGCCAAUGUAUGGCACAGGUGAAAACAGAGGUCAGGGUGACUGUCACCCUACUGAUGAGUCUUCUGUCAUCUGCAGAAAACUCCUUCUGGGCAGGUUGUGAAUGCCUUUCAUACUAAUGGUGUCAAAACCAUGUUCCUAGAACACACCUCUGGGACAGCACUGCCAUUGUGACUCCUAUCAAAAGAACCCCCUGAAGCCUGGAAAGCAGCUGAAAUCCUUUUGUCAGUCACAAUUUCACAGUUCUUACUGCAAAUGCCUAGCUGGACCUGCAAACUGCAAAUGGACCUGUCUCCUCCUCAGAGCUUGACCAAGGCUGAAGGAGUUACAGGAGAUGAUUUCUCAGACCCAAAGAGGAAAUCACUUCAAAUUUUGGAAUACAGGAACAGAACUAAUGUUAAGUCUUCAAAUUAGUAACGUUCUUCUGACUUUGGGAAGGAAAUGAGGAAAGUAGAAGAAUAUGGACCACUGCACUCCUACAGCUUCUUUGAUGACCACGUCACAGGCCAGCUCCUUGUUCACUGUUCCCAACGGGAGGAUGGGCCUGCUGCCCAGGAUCUGAGUUCUGUUGAUCAGCGGAGGUGGUAACACAGGCUCCUGAAUGGUCCACAUGGUCAAUGGUGUGACACCUCCAGAAGCCUUCACUGGAGGAGUGCUUGCAAUAUCGAUGAUUACUGACUUGCUCUAGGUAUCAAGGAUUUCUGAAAUUAAGUCUCUGAAUUCACGAAAAAUAACUGAUAUUUAUCCACGGAAUUUUAUGACACUAUGUCGCCAGUUGGAUCCCAAAAUGCUUCCCAAAGUUGGAAAGAGGUAGGGAUGAGAGGGUGCCACGGGAUAGUUACACAAACUAUGCACUUCACUUAGCCAAGGCAGAAGUAGCUUUAAUGCCCAGAUUCACAUCUUGGCUUCAGGAUGUCUGUUGAGAAUGAUCAUAUAACUCUGAUAGCAGAGUGGAUCUUAAAAUCCAUAUUUAUUUCAGAAUCAUUGUUAAGAAAAUUAAAAUCACACCCGGCUUAAUCACUUGGAAUAAAGUAUGCUCCUUUGAAAACUUGUAUAAUGUAACUCAGCUCUGAUGGUUUCACAGUUUAAGUAUUCUUCUGCUUUAGAUUUUGGUUUGGUAGUAAAAUUUCAAAAAAGGCUACCAGGUUGGCAGAAGAGAUUACCAGGGAAAGGGGAGGAUCCUAUAGGGUCUGGGAGGAAAACUAUUCAUACUCUUUGUCAUGUUGUCAUUAAAAAGUAUUAACUGUGAA
Molecule: messenger RNA, 4698 nt
Organism: Lagenorhynchus albirostris (white-beaked dolphin)
Lineage: Eukaryota; Metazoa; Chordata; Mammalia; Artiodactyla; Delphinidae
Gene: TRIL
Product: TLR4 interactor with leucine rich repeats
Exons: 7
Coding region: 392-2824 (810 amino acids)
Molecular function (GO): protein binding
Source: RefSeq, a predicted model, not a curated record